This is a messenger RNA of Nanorana parkeri, 1552 nucleotides long. RefSeq names its product ATP/GTP binding protein like 5 (gene AGBL5). Gene Ontology annotation, molecular function: zinc ion binding; metallocarboxypeptidase activity. The record is from RefSeq and is a predicted model, not a curated record. The annotation marks the transcript as partial. The transcript is spliced from 8 exons. Gene Ontology annotation, biological process: proteolysis. Lineage: Eukaryota; Metazoa; Chordata; Amphibia; Anura; Dicroglossidae.
UGUACGAGGAUGCUCGGUCCCGUGCUUGGCGUGUAGGGAUGGAAGUCCGCUGCGGGGGAUUACUCUUCAGCUCCAGGUUUGAUUCGGGGAAUUUGGGUCGGGUGGAGAAAGUCGAGCGAUUGGACGGAGACGACGAGACACCAAAUGGGGGCCCAACGCAGAGCGCGGACUACGAGUUCAACGUGUGGACCAAACCGGACUGUGCGGACACGGAACAUGAGAACGGGAACAGGUCGUGGUUCUAUUUCAGCGUUAGGGGCGGAGCUCCGGGGAAGCUCAUUAAGAUGAACAUCAUGAACAUGAACAAGCAGACUAAGCUGUAUGCGCAGGGGAUGGCGCCCUUCGUCCGCACCGUCCCCAUCAGAUCCCGCUGGGAGCGCGUUCGCGACCGACCCACCUUCCAGAUGUUGGACGGCCAGUUCGUCUUGUCCUUUGCACACCGGUUCCUGGAUUGCCGCGCGGCCACGACGUACUUUGCGUUCUGUUUCCCGUUUUCGUAUGAGGAGAGCCAGGAGAUGCUAGCCGGCCUGGACGACCGAUUCAGCGACUGCAGGCUCAUGUCUCCCGGCAGCGGUCCUCCAGACUCCAUCUAUUAUCACCGCGAGCCGCUCUGCCAUUCCCUGGACGCCCUCCAUGUGGACCUGCUGACCAUCAGCUCGUGUCAUGGGAUGAGCGAGGAGCGGGAGCCCCGGCUGGACAAACUCUUCCCGGACCGCUCCAUUCCACGUCCGUACCGCUUCACCGGGAAGAGGGUAUUCUUCCUGAGCAGCCGCGUCCACCCCGGGGAGACGCCAUCCAGCUUCGUGUUCAAUGGCUUCUUACAGUUCAUCCUCAGACAGGAGGACCCGCGCGCCGCCAUGCUGCGCCGCAUGUUCAUCUUCAAACUCAUCCCCAUGCUGAACCCGGACGGGGUGGUGCGGGGGCACUACAGGACGGAUACUCGGGGUGUCAAUCUUAACCGCCAGUAUCUGAACCCCGACUUUGAACUUCACCCCUCAAUCUACGGAGCGAAGUCCGUCCUCCUCUACCACCACGUCCAUAACCGGGUGCGCCCCAACAAUCCUGAUUGGAAGAAGUCCUCCGUAUCUCUGCCCUCGUCCAGCUCCACCCUCCAACCAAAAUCCUCCAACCGUUCCGUGUCACCGCCGGCGCCCGAGGACAGCUUCACCGCCAUGGAGAAGACCAACAACCUGCUGAACAGUUCCUACAUCACGCCGGGCCCCGCGCCGGACACCAGCAUCCUGCCGGGGCCCCCGGACUUUAUCAGGGAGAAGGAGGAUUGGGUCUCGGGGCCGGACCUCAAGGCGGAGGCGGCUGAGCAAGGGGACAAGCGGUGGGGCGGCGACCUGACCACCAACUCUGCACCUCCCAUCCCCCCUCAGGAGAGCGGCCUCGCCUUUUAUGUGGACUUGCAUGGCCACGCGUCUAAGAGAGGAUGCUUCAUGUACGGGAACCACUGCUCUGAGGAGAGCGAUCAGGUGAGGGGCCACGCACCCCAAACUGGAGACCUCAGAACGCGGGGCCACGCACCCCAAACUGGAGACCUCAGAAC